AUGCAUCGUCAAAUUGCACGGAGACCGCCGACCCGUACAAGGGACCAGCCUUGCCAGGAACUCUGGAUUGACUGGACCGAUCUAGAUCCUAAUUUUGAAGACUACGUACGAAUUAUGUUCGUUACAGAUGCCUAUUCAGGCAUGGUCUUCCCCUAUUUCAUGCGGACCCACGGAUCAGACCAAGAGAGCCUAGCUGUUCUUAGGGACUUUGUGGACUGGAUGAAAAAUAGACACGGAUUUUGUGCCAAGGUCAUACGAUCAGAUGGCGAGCUUUUCACCAAAAGGGUCCGAGGCUGGCUGAGGCAACAGGGAAUAACGGCAGAAAAGUCGGCCGCCAAUACCCCGGCCCAGAAUGGAGGUGCCGAAAGGUCAGGGGGUGCCGUAACAGAAAAAUCCCGAGCAAUGCGGAUUUCGGCCAACCUGCCUCAUGACCUUUGGAAGGAAAUUGUCGAAGCCGCCUGUUACCUCAAGAAUAAGACCCCUCGCGAAUCCAAUGAGUGGAGAACACCACACGAGCUAUUCUUCAAGAAACAGCCGCAGCUAGCACACCUUAAGGCUUAUGGCUGCCGGGCCUAUGCGAUGACAUCAGAAGCCCAGCUCAAGCAAAGGCGACUACGGAAGUUAGACCCAAGAGCCCAUAUCGGCUACCUAGUUGGCUACGAAUCGUCCAAUAUCUUCAAGAUCUGGGUCCCGCACAAAGGGAAGGUCAUCUUGACCAGAGACGUCAUCUUUGAUGAAGGCACCUUCUUUGACGGAAAGGAUAUACAGCCCGAACUGCUAGAGACUAUCAACCAGCUAGUACAGAAGGUGGAAGUCCCAGAAAGUCAACAAUCCAACGCUCAGGCCUUGGAAGAAGAGAUCGAAGAUGACGCCCAAAGCACCAUCUUUGUCAAUACAGACGAACUAGGAAAUGAAGACUUGACCGACAAGGAAGACUAUGAUCGGUUGAGAGACCUCGAAGCAGCGCUAAUCUCACCUCCGCCAUCAGAGCCCGAAGAGUCACUUGAGGCAGUAUUUUCAGUCCAUCUGCCAGUCUCUGUCCCUGAGGGGGUGGGAGAUCAGCCCAUCCGCAGGAACCCCUGGAAUUGGCUACCUUCUCUGACCAUACAGGGACAGAUCAUGAAGACCGUUUUCAAGAUUUUAAUCCCGUGCGGAUAG
Molecule: messenger RNA, 1158 nt
Organism: Hirsutella rhossiliensis
Lineage: Eukaryota; Fungi; Ascomycota; Sordariomycetes; Hypocreales; Ophiocordycipitaceae
Product: integrase core domain-containing protein
Exons: 1
Coding region: 1-1158 (385 amino acids)
Biological process (GO): DNA integration
Molecular function (GO): nucleic acid binding
Source: RefSeq, a predicted model, not a curated record